UGCCAGCGGUGGUACUGCGCCACCGCAGAUGUGGGUGCAGCCGAUGUGGCCGCAGCUAACACCACCUAUGUGGAGUUCUUCACAGCAGCCACCGGUGAUGUGGCCACAGCCAUCACCAUAUCCUUGGUGGCCAAUGUACCAGCAGCCGCAGCCAUGGCUACUCGUACCACAGAUGCUGCCGUGGCCGCCACCAACUACUACACCAUAUUUUGUACCACUUACUGAGGGUUCUCAGUCACAGCCUGAAGUAGAGCACCAUCAUCCUCCUCCUCAGGAACAGCUUUCUCUGCCGCAAAGCCCAAGAACAGAAGAGAACGAAGGAGCGGACGAAGAACAUGGCCAAGACGAGGGCAUUGAAGCACAUGGAGAGAAGACGAUACUGGAAAACGGUGUAGCAACACCACCACACUGAGAAUGUGGCCAAAGCAACAGCCGAUCCGAAAUAUUAGUCCUGAGGAUGUACAUAUUGAUAACAUCAGAAUGA
This is a messenger RNA of Tarenaya hassleriana, 484 nucleotides long. Its product is annotated as alpha/beta-gliadin-like. The transcript has 2 exons. NCBI's taxonomy places the organism in Eukaryota, Viridiplantae, Streptophyta, Magnoliopsida, Brassicales, Cleomaceae. Bases 29 to 412 code for a protein of 127 amino acids. The record is from RefSeq and is a predicted model, not a curated record.